AUGUUAUGGUUACUCGUUCAUGUUACAAUCUGUGUUUCUUUUCUUGGAUCUGCAUUAUCCUCAAUCUUUCCCAAUAAGCUUCCUAAACUUCGAAAUGCUUCAUCCGUUGGGCAUUUGCUAUUAGGCAUAUGUUUAUUUCUAGUACCAGCGGAAUUUCUUUCAAUUACGGUGCAAGGAAAGUUUAACACUCUUCACGCUUUUUUGCAAGCUUAUUCUGCGCCGUUCCAUCUGGGUCUCGGAUAUUUCAUCCUAUCUUCUACUGCACUACCGAAGCAGAAACCGUUCGUGUUCGCCCAAGCAUUCUGUGCAUUUAUGUCGCUGUUCACAAGACUACUUGCUGCCUGGCAUCUUACUGAGAAAUCCACUCGUGGAUUGCUGAUCUCGGACCACUUCAUUAUUUGUUCAUUUUUUACUGAUGGAUCAUGGCUAAUCUACGAGUUGGUCAGUCUUUUCACUAUUAAAAGGACUAAGCAGGAAGAAAUUGAUGAGAUGUGCAAAAGAACUACUCUUUGGUUGGAGGGAAAAGGAUCCUUUUAUCUGGAAAAUGCGUUUUACAUCGAUGCAGCGUUAUGCCUUCUCACCGCUUUCGUUCAUUUUGCUUUUCCUCAACACAUUCUUAAACUUGUGAUAACUUCACAAUACACUCUGGACUCACAUCAUAUAAUGUGGUGUCGAAUGUAUGGAUGUCUAAGCCUCUUACCAGCACUUUGUUCGCUCUCAGUUCGAUAUCUACGGCCACAAGUUCAAAUUUACUAUCUGGGAAAUCGGCUAGUUGCACAAGUUAUGGUGUUCGUUCUGAAUGUAUUUGGUCAUUGGGCUCUCUCAAUCUACUCGCCGAAUCAUAUCUCAGGAUUUAUGAUAUCUGGAUUUUUUAUGUCAUUCCUAUUCUCGUCGUUCUACCGAGCAAACUCCUAUUAUAAGGAACUUCCGGAAUCUCUGCGUCUGAAGCCCAAGAGCUCGUAG
Necator americanus (New World hookworm) is the source of this 963-nucleotide messenger RNA. RefSeq lists its product as uncharacterized. Lineage: Eukaryota; Metazoa; Nematoda; Chromadorea; Rhabditida; Ancylostomatidae. The coding region runs from base 1 to 963 and encodes 320 amino acids. The transcript is spliced from 8 exons. The record is from RefSeq and is a predicted model, not a curated record.